Eremomyces bilateralis CBS 781.70 is the source of this 1824-nucleotide messenger RNA. RefSeq lists its product as uncharacterized. Gene Ontology annotation, cellular component: chromatin. The coding region runs from base 1 to 1824 and encodes 607 amino acids. The transcript is spliced from 3 exons. Lineage: Eukaryota; Fungi; Ascomycota; Dothideomycetes; Eremomycetales; Eremomycetaceae. The record is from RefSeq and is a predicted model, not a curated record. Gene Ontology annotation, biological process: regulation of transcription by RNA polymerase II. Gene Ontology annotation, molecular function: RNA polymerase II cis-regulatory region sequence-specific DNA binding; DNA-binding transcription factor activity, RNA polymerase II-specific.
AUGAAUACCAACAACGGCUCGCGUUCAACCCACCCUUCCCACUCGGAUACUGGAGACAGAAGGAAUCCCACCUCAGCAGCAUCGUCGUCGUUGUCGUAUUCACAGCACCCCCAUCUUCAACCCAAUCUUCAAAAUCUCCCGAAUCUCACGGCCAACGUCGCUGGUGCAGCCGCUCCACAGGGCGCUCUCACUGCAGGCCUCCCUGGCCAGACCCACCACACCACCUCCCACCACACCACCUCCCACCAGGGCCACCAUCCUCAACUUCCGCCCAUCACCGACUCAAACCAUCAACGGAGGUCUGGUGCUAUCGCUACGAAUCAGUCGAAUCUCCAUCCGCGUCCCUCGAACAUGACUGCGAUGUAUUCGCAUAACAUGAACGCGAUGCCUCAUACCCCUAUGGUUACCCACGGCUCCAAUCCCGCCCUCAACAUGCCGACCAGUGGCCUGAACGGCUACCCUUCAGCUUCCGGAACGCCACUUCCCUCGGCCAUUCGACACUCCAACGCCAUGUACAAUCCACAUGUUCAACAGCACCAUCCGUCAUCACACCAAGGAGGUCCUCAAUCGAUACAGCCGCAACCACCGCAUUCGCAACAGCAGCAUUCGCAACCAUCGUACGCGUCGUCGCAUGCGAUGAACCUUCCGACCACCACGAGUACCUAUUCGCCCAUUAACGGCGUCUCUCCCGCUCCGACCAAUUCGCUUCACAACGGUGUUCAUUCUUAUCCAUCAUCGACGCAGAUCAGUCCGCAACACACCCCGCUCACGAUGCCAUCGCAGCUGCCGUUGUCGGCCGACAUGAACGGGUCGUUAGCGCGCGCAGGAAUGCCCCAGCUAGGAGCGCAAAUCUCGCAAUAUCAGCAGCAGCAGCCGCAGACGCCAGGUUCGCCGAAACAUGUUGUCGGACAGCAGGGACGGAGAGGGAUUCUUCCAUCUGCAACAGGCCAGAAUCCAACUCCCGUGGCCAGGACCCAGAUGCCGACCAAAAAUGAUGAUGGCAAAUACCCGUGCCAGCACUGCAAUAAGCAGUAUCAGCACUUGAAACAUCUCAAGCGCCAUAUGUUGAGACAUACUGGUGAACGUCCAUACCCUUGCCGUCUAUGUCAAGAUCGCUUCUCUCGCUCCGAUAUUCUGAAGCGACACUUCCAAAAGUGUGCGGAACGUCGCGGUCAUCCAGCUGGCUCGCUCGACCAUCUCGAAGGGACCCGUGGUUCCGGUCCGAACUCGCAACGUGGCGGCACUGCCACCGCGUCGAACCGCAACAGCACCGGCAGCCUUGCCGAUAGCUUCCAACCGGGUACAUCCACCCUCGAUAUCUCCGGAUCGGACUCCCACGUGAAUGUGUCCUCCGCCGGCAUCCCUAGCAUCAACACGAUGGAUCCUUCCAACCCACUACUAGGCCAUCAUCUCUCCCACCCGCAACAGCACGCGCACCAUCCUUUUCCGAGCGCAUUCCAAUCCACCUCCCGCGCCAAUUCCGCCGCAGGCAUCCCCGCCUCCCGGCCGUCGAUCAACAACCUGCAAUCCAUCUCCCCGCAUCACCAGCAUCACGGCCACCCGCAACAGCAAGGUCAUCCCGCGGAACCCCGUCGCAGCAUCUCCACUCUCGAGAUGCCUCAUCUCCAGAACCACGGCGCCGCUGGCAACAACCUUGCGCCCAUGAUGCACAUGCAAGGUGGAGCCGGCCAAAGCGGACAAGCUGGAACCGGCGCCAACGCAGGCAUGGGACCUGACAGCGGCGACUGGAGUAUCGAUAUGCAGAUGUUGUUGAAUGCGACACACGGGGCUGCGAACAUGAACGCGGUGGGAGCGGGGAGGUGA